Molecule: messenger RNA, 434 nt
Organism: Dermacentor albipictus
Lineage: Eukaryota; Metazoa; Arthropoda; Arachnida; Ixodida; Ixodidae
Product: snRNA-activating protein complex subunit 5-like
Biological process (GO): transcription by RNA polymerase II; transcription initiation at RNA polymerase III promoter
Cellular component (GO): nucleus
Source: RefSeq, a predicted model, not a curated record
GCAGCAAUCAAAAGAAGCAAACGAGACGGAAACAAAACAAGCAUGGCUGAACUAAAGUUUGUUCAGUAUCUGUUAGACGAAGAGAAACUUAUCUUGCAAAUUAUGGAAAAAUUUCAGAGCCAAGUAAACAAGCUCAGGGUCGAGGAGAUGAAUCUGCUGAGCGCACUUCGUGAUAAGCAGUUCGAAGAGACGAUCGCUGAACGACCUGUGCAAGAGGAAGAGCUGGCGGCGGUUGAUUUGACGGGUAGCAAGGCUGGAGUUGAAGACGACGAAGAGCCGACGAAUUCCGAGCUCAUUGACCUGCGAGUUGGUAGCAUCCUAAGCACACCGAUGGAUAUUUCAAGCGAGCCUCGAGACAUCAGUGAAGAGGAAGAGGAAGACGAGACGUAAAGCCCAGGUUGUCGCCAACUAACUAAUAAAGCCAAUAGUGAGGA